UGUAGUGAUAAAUAUUGCUAACUUGCUAACUCAGUAGCCAUUCAAAGAUGGCCGACCUGUAUGUGACGUUCUGCGGAAAUCGGCGCCUGUCGGAUGACACACACUCACAAAAAAAAAAAAAACAACCAGGAAAAAAAGGAAAAGCCCUGAUAGUGGCCCGGAUGAAUCGGAUUCGAAUCCACGUGCUACCGUCCAGCAGAGGUAGGGCGUCGCAGGCCGCGCGCGCUCACGAGCCCCAGACCUGCGCGUUCACGCAGAGAUCGUGCACUCAGCCUCGCUUAGAUGGAUGGGACUACUGCAUCAAGCACAUCCUGGAAGACAAAAAUGCUCCUUACAGGCAGUGCAACUAUGUCUCUAGUAAGAAUAGCAAGCGAUGUCCCAAUGCUGCCCCGAAACCAGAAAAGAAGGAUGGAGUUGCUUUUUGUGCUGAACAUGCACACAGGAAUGCAUUGGCUUUACAGGCGCAGAUGCGUAAGGCUGCCACUGGACCAUCUCCCGAGGUCCUGCUGUCUCAGCUCAGUGGGUUCAACAGGGCGGAGUUAGGAGCUCAUGGCCAAGAUGGCCGCAGCGAAGCAAGCCGCAUUCUAGAUGAAGAUAGCUGGAGUGAAGAUGAGCAGGAUCCAGUGGUGUUGGAUCAGACAUGGAGAGGAGAUCCUGACAGUGAAGCGGACAGUAUAGACAGUGACCACGAAGACCCUCUCAAGCAUGCUGGGGUGUACACUGCAGAAGAGGUCGCUCUGAUUACACGUGAAAAGCUCAUCAGACUCCAGUCACUUUACAUCGACCAGUUCAAGCGUCUGCAGUACUUGCUGAAGGAGAAAAAGAGACGCUACUUGCAUAACCGCAAGAUUGAGCAUGACACAAUAGGCAGCAGUCUUUUAACAGGACCUGAGGGUUUGUCCAUGAAAGAGAGGGAAAAUCUGAGGAGGCUGAAGGCGUUGCGUCGUUACCGGCGGCGCUACGGAGUGGAGGCUCUGCUGCAUAGGCAGCUCAGAGAGCGCAGACAGGCUGUGACCGAGGGAGGAACACUACAGGGUCAUUCAGUACGUCCCAGCCAGCGGUGCAUUUCCUUUGUGGAGGGGACGCGAUGUUCAAACCCCUGUCUGCCAAUGACUCGACACUGUGUGUCUCAUAUUUACCAAGACAGUAGCCAAGUGUUGUUUAAGAUGUGUCCAGGCCUAAAGGAUGUGCCCUGUGACAGGCCGGUACACAUGGGCCAGUCGGAAGAGCCACGAUGUCCACUGCACCUUUCUCUACCUCCCCCCAUGUACCAACCGGAGCAGGAGCCACUGGCACCGGAGCAGCUCUCAUUAGCACCGACAGACAUGUACCUGAGCGCUGCUGAACUUCAACCGACAGAGAGCCUGCCACUCGAGUUCAGCGAUGAUCUGGAUGUGGUAGGUGAUGAGGAGAUGCAGUGUCCUCCAUCACCGCUGCUCUUUGACACUGCAUUAGCGCUGGAAGACCAGACCAUUCGUGCCAUUGCUGAGGCUCCUAUGGACAUCCUGACCUCAGGUCAGGACCCGGAGCUUUCGGAGACAGAUGACUUGUCUGUAGCAGACCAGGCUGUGUCGGAGAUAUCUGAAACAGCAGGAGAUGAGGAUGCUACACACAGUUCAUCAAACCCUGACACAACAGUUGCCAGAUCUUGAGCAACUUGUACGCUGAUCAUCAGUUGUCUAUAGACUUUUACACAACCUUCUGUACCCCAGUGUCUUAUCAAAAGCCAUAUUUAACAAAGCAGAUUUUUUUUUUUUUUUUUGAAGUAAAAUAUUUAUAGAAAACGUCCUGCCGUUUAUUCCAAAAGCUUUUAGCUUGUGGAAUGAGUGCUAAUACAUUACUGGUAACCCACAAGUCUGUCUUUUUCUUUGGAAAUAAAACGAACUCACCCUGGUCUGGAA
Silurus meridionalis is the source of this 1901-nucleotide messenger RNA. It is a transcript of the gene kansl2, whose product is annotated as KAT8 regulatory NSL complex subunit 2. The record is from RefSeq and is a predicted model, not a curated record. NCBI's taxonomy places the organism in Eukaryota, Metazoa, Chordata, Actinopteri, Siluriformes, Siluridae. The coding region runs from base 48 to 1652 and encodes 534 amino acids. The transcript is spliced from 11 exons. Gene Ontology annotation, cellular component: NSL complex.